AGGGCGGUGACGUACCCGCUCUGGUACGCCGGCUCUUACACACACUGCUUGUCGGCCGUAAGCGUUACAAUACCUAUUUCAAGGUGUAGUCGCGGUUAAAUCUUAGUAUCAGUGAACAUGGUCCCUUCAAGUGGUAUGGGUAAUACAUUGCUGCGGUUAAGAACAAACAUUGACGUCAGGAACAUUCAGAAAUAGAACGACCCACUGAACGUUUUUACGUUGUAACGUCUUAGUGUAGGAGUACACUUCUAUUAGUUAUCAUGUAGCCCAGGCUGUGCAAUUUGAUCGUUGAUUCUUAUUCAAUUACGUCAUGUAUAAUUUAUAAAAUGGCAAUAUCCCGGAAAAAUGUGUUUUUAGAAACAAAUGACAAAAUAGACGAUAUCGAUGCCUGUACAUCUGAAAUUAGAGACUUCAGGUUCAGAAAUCAGAGCCUCCAUCGGCCGUAUUCGUUACAUUAUUAUUCAUGACUUAAUGUCAGGAACUUGUUCACUGUGCCUGACGUACAGUGAACUACUGGUACGUUAAAUGCAGCCGGUUGGGUACUUUCUUCUGACAGAGACCGAAAAAAACUGGAAUUCCUGAGGUUUCUACUUCACAGACUCUUUUGAAGUACGUCAUUAAGCUGCAAAGUCCGAGCGAAGACGCUUGGAUUUCAUUACUGAAGAAAUAAAGUGCAUAUUAAGUAGCAUUUCAGCCAAACUAUUUCAGAAGACCAUUAUUUUAGACUUACUUCGCCCUCUGUAUUUGAAAGGAGUGAAACGAAUCUGCAGUUUUUCACCUGUUGCAGAGGUUAAAUUCACCGCUCUGGCAGAACUAAGACAGAGGGCACUGCUAACCUGACGAAAGACAGCCGGAAAGCGUGUUUCUCGCAGCUCUUUGAGCGCCAGUCACUGUAGUCUGGGCGGUUCCAUUCCGCCUCUAGCUGCAGCCUCUGCAAAGCUCAAGAGCUCACAAAAGUAACAAAAACACAAACAUGGCGCCCGCUUGCACAGACAGCAACAGCUAAGACUAGCGCAAACAAGUUGGAAACAAAGUUUCCAUUCGUCCCCGGAGGUUGUACUUUUUAAAUGGUUCCAGCGGAGGUUUUCUGAUCUUACUACAAGGACGGAAUAUCUCUCGGGCGUUGAAAAGCUUUAAGCUGCCUUCAUGUCAAAAUUCUUUCUACAGGGGUAAAAAACAGCUGGCACGUCCAGCCAUGCUAGAAGACAAAGGUCACCGAGUGACUGACUACUUCGUGGUGGCCGGGCUGACUGAGAAGUCCACCCCUCUGGAACAAGAUCUCUCGGAGACGAAGUCCAGUGGGCCCAAGGCACCCAUCACUGACCUCGCAGUCAUCAUCAAGUCAGCCGGGGAAACUGUGCCCGAGGGCUUCACCUGCAUUGAGACCACCUACACGGGGCAGCCUGCCAACCUCAACCAUGGCAGCAUCAAGAGCCCCGAGCUCUUCCUGUGCUACAAGAGGGGACGAGAGAAACCCCCGCUCAUUGACAUCGGGUGAGGGCUCCGAACAAACACAGGCUGCACACCACACCCUGAUCCACAACAGCCUCUAGUGAUGGACUGUGUGCGUGGCCAUCUUUUCUCCAAAACAGCUUCUGCAUUAAAAAUCAUUGUAUUGCUUGUAAAUCUUAUUUAAACCUCUAGGCAUUAAAACCUCAAGU
This is a messenger RNA of Lepisosteus oculatus (spotted gar), 1661 nucleotides long. The record is from RefSeq and is a predicted model, not a curated record. Lineage: Eukaryota; Metazoa; Chordata; Actinopteri; Semionotiformes; Lepisosteidae.